Drosophila innubila is the source of this 359-nucleotide messenger RNA. Its product is annotated as kappaPI-actitoxin-Avd3c-like. Bases 19 to 312 code for a protein of 97 amino acids. NCBI's taxonomy places the organism in Eukaryota, Metazoa, Arthropoda, Insecta, Diptera, Drosophilidae. Gene Ontology annotation, molecular function: serine-type endopeptidase inhibitor activity. The transcript has 2 exons. The record is from RefSeq and is a predicted model, not a curated record.
AAAUCCUACGAUUCUAAGAUGAAAUAUAUUUUAAUCCUUGCUUGUCUGGUUGUCUAUGUGGUCCAAUCUGAGGCCCAGAGCGUAUCCUCUUGCCGGGGAUAUGUUGCAGCUGUUAAUCAAACUUGUGUUGGCGGUUUGAAUGAAGGACAUAAUCAGUGGCGUCAUUGCUCUGCAAAUUCCAAUAGAAAUAUGUGGUACUACGAUACGGCAAGUCGUCGUUGUUGGCAGAUGGCCUAUAAAGGAUGUGGAGGCAACCAUAAUCGCUACUGCACUCGGGACGAUUGUCGCUGGCAGUGCAGGCGUUCAAUUUAAAAUCCAAUAUAAUAAAUAAAACAUCAAUAAAACAUUAAUUAAUUUAA